AUGAUAUCGUAUGGAUCGUUCAUAUGGUGGAAAGGCACUACAUCGGCGAUGGCACAGAAAGCUCUUUGCCAUCUUCAGAGGGUUGUGUGUAUGGCAAUAACAGGAGCUGCCAAAAGUGCACCACAAGUAGCACUGGAAACUUUGCUAAAUAUUCCACCAUUGGACAAAUUCAUCACAGCCGAGGCACAAAUAACAGCAUUUCGGUUAAGAACAAUCAUAAACUUGGAAAGAGUACGGCACUACAAUCACUCGAAUGCUAUAGAGAGAUUGUAUUCUUAUGAACCGUUCCUACAAGCUCCAAGCGACAGGAAUCCACCUGCAUUAUAUUUCGAAAAACCUUAUCGUGUAAUUUUACCGACAAGGGAGGCAGAAAUGAUGGAGGAAAGGCCUACUGUCACACAAAUCGAUAGAUGGUUUACAGAUACUUCAGUAAACAUAUUUGGAUCUGGAUAUGGCUUUUGGAAUGAAAGCACAGAUACGGAAUACUGUGGAUACCUUGGCCUAUAUGCUGAUAUUUCACAGGCUGAGUUGUCUGCUAUUCUAAACUGCAGUAUAGAAAUAGCAAAUGACAAUCUCAGCACAUCACCCAUAGUGAUUCACACGGAGAGUUUGUAUGCUAUUAAAGCAUUAAACGACUUCAAAGUGGACACCAAACUUGUGUUAGACUGUAUUACAUUACUAACGCAGAUAGCGCAACGUAGGGAAGUAACCCUAAAAUGGAUUUCACCUCAAACCCAAACUCAGGGACAAAUGAGGGCGGCCAUUUUAGCCAAAAAAGGUGCUUCGCAAAGAGCAUAUGGUCCCGAACCCUUUCUUCCUUGGAACGAAAGGAAAUGUAGGAACAUAUGUAACAAAUGGUUACAGGAAAGUAUUAUCAUACGAUGGCGUAACACAAAUACAUGCUCAACAACUAGAAGUUUUCUAACGACACCUAGUAAAAAGAUUGCAUCACAACUACUUAGUUUAAGUAAAAUGAAACUAAGUUAUACCAUAGGUAUCCUAACAGGUCAUAUUAGACUGAAUGCACACUUGAAGCGCAUUGGAGUUAGGGAUGAUCCAGAUUGUGACCUUUGCGGAAGAAAUGAGGAAACCUCAAUUCAUUUCCUGUGCACAUGUACACAACUAGAUCGUACCAGAGUUACUAUUUUUGGUAAGGGGACGAUCAAUCCAGAGGAAGUCUUAAAAUUUGAUAUUUCAAAAAUUUUUAGCUUCAUCAAAGAGUCGGGAUUGCCAAUGGAUGCCAAUCUAACCAAGGUAAGUAGUGGUGCUGAUGGUGGUGGUAGUGGUGCUUCAUCAAAUUGGUGUGUUCGUGCGCAAGAAAAUCGUGAGAAAAGCUUGCCACCAAUUUUACAUCAUUGCAAUGGAACCGCAGUAGCAGCAACGACAGCAAAUUUCGUAGUAGUACGAGCAACAUUGUACAAUAAAGAUAGAAAAUGA
Contarinia nasturtii (swede midge) is the source of this 1437-nucleotide messenger RNA. RefSeq lists its product as uncharacterized. The coding region runs from base 1 to 1437 and encodes 478 amino acids. Gene Ontology annotation, molecular function: nucleic acid binding. The transcript is spliced from 2 exons. Lineage: Eukaryota; Metazoa; Arthropoda; Insecta; Diptera; Cecidomyiidae. The record is from RefSeq and is a predicted model, not a curated record.